AUGAGAUACAUAUACGUUCCACGUAUCAUCUUUCUUGUCUCACCGGCACCCGUGGUUCUGGCUACGUAUAAAUGGUCUGACUGCCAGCAAAAGGUGUUGCAAAUCCAAGCCGGGGAGCUUACCCUGGGCUCUAUCAAUAACGAAACUCUCAACGAGUUUCUUUACCAUGGCCCAGUAACUGGGCUUGAUCGGAACUUCCCCAGAGACGAGUAUCUCGUAGUCACAUACGAAGGCUGCGAAGCAAUCUGCGGCAAUCCAGUCGCCAUUUACGACGCACCCGAAGCACUAAGCCUUGCGGCUAACUGGAUAUUCCCGCUAGUUAUUCUGCUUAACCUCCCGUAUGAGUCCCUUCAUGAAAGGAAGAUAUCCAAGACGCUGGUAGCAGUUCUCAACUGGCUGGGCUCUCCCCAAACAGCCCUAACAGCAACUAUCUUCAACUUCCGCCAAUUACGCGAGUCCCAUCGGCGGGUCCAAAGGCGGGUCAAUGCCGACCAGUCACACCUAUACAGCGCGGCCUACUUUGUGAUGUGCUGUAUGAAUCAGUACGACGGGUUGGCUCUUGUAGAGAAUAACGGUGACCCAGCACACAUGCUAAACAUCCUAGUUUAUGGCCUGUUUCGGCCAUUGUCUGGUGAUCAAAGUCCCGAUGUUGACCUCACUCGUCAGCUCUUGGUUACACUCGCAUUUCAGCUGCGCACAUUUCUCAUCGCGUUUAUUUUCUCUGUCGUCCUGGCCUUCGCAGAGCUUGGGGAUAACAAUACUCCGUUCUCAUUGGCUUUCGGGCUUUUGAUGACCUGGCUUCCGCUCUUGGUGGUCUUUACGAUCAUUGACCGGAAUCCUGUCUCCUCGGAGCGUGGUGCUGAUUACAACAGUGAACUAAUCUCCCGCUGGCUCUACAAUGUCAAGGCCGUUAAGACCUGGGACUCUGAGCCUGGAAACGAUCCUAACAACAUUAAGUGGUGGAAGGAUAACACUGAAAUUCCUCAAGCUCUGAAAAUCGACGUAUUCAUUGGACAGGGCAGAAAAAUUAAGUUUUGCGGACUACCUCAUGCAUUACUCGAGGCCUCCGCGACUGUUGACUUCCACACCGAAACAAAUCUUUCGGGAUGUGCGGAGAGAGCUGCCAAUAGACUAAAGGGAUGGAAGCCUAAAGCAUGGUAUAUUGUGGCGGUGCUCUCUUUCCUCUUGGUUUGGUGCGCGAUUAUGAGCGCCUUUGUCGUAUCUUUCACAGCCCCGACCAUAGGCCUGGGGUGCCGAUCACUCACGUAUCUCCUCUUCGGCGCCUUCAGCUCUGUGUCUUGGGUGAUCCAGUUUUCCAAGCGUCCGCCGCAGUGGGCACUUUGGGUGUCAUACAUCUCCAACACUCUAGCCAUUCUGACCCUACUUGUUGUGAUCGUAUUCCAGGUGACUGGCGUGGCUAGUAAUUGCUACUGCAAGUCAAGCGCUCUAAACGCGCCUUUUCUUGGGGGUUACCUCGAUUUCGAGGGCCCUGCGUUUUAUCGGGAUCACUUCAAUGUCCUUCAAUACUGGGCCGCUGCAGCUGUCAUUGGGGGAUCGGUUCCAACAAUUCCAUUUAUCGUCGCCUUAUUCUGGUGGCUUAAGUGCAGGCAUCUUUGGCAGGCGAAUGAGGGUUGGCAACCGCAAGGGCCUCGCGGUAUCCCAGCUGACACGAGGUGGCUGCUGUAG
Molecule: messenger RNA, 1686 nt
Organism: Fusarium oxysporum Fo47
Lineage: Eukaryota; Fungi; Ascomycota; Sordariomycetes; Hypocreales; Nectriaceae
Exons: 5
Coding region: 1-1686 (561 amino acids)
Source: RefSeq, a predicted model, not a curated record